CACUCGCACCCGGCAGUCUGCACAGCAGAAAGAUGGCCAAGGGCACAAAGAAGGGCAAGGAAGAGAAGCCUGUUCAUGCGGACGAUGAGCCCGAGAAGGAGGCGGAGAUUGUGCCGCUUGACAAGGGCGACAUCGAGCUGCUGAAGGCAUACGGAGUGGGUCCGUACUCGGGCAAGCUGAAGGAUGCGGAGGACUCGAUCAAGGAGGUGAUGGAGAAGGUGAAGAAGAUCAUUGGGGUGAAGGAGUCGAACACGGGGCUUGCGCCGCCGUCGUACUGGGACCUUGCGGCGGACAUGCAGCUGAUCAAGAGCGAGCAGCCGCUGCAGGUUGCGCGGUGCACCAAGAUCAUCAAGAAGGACGACGGCGAGCUGCACUACAUCAUCAACGUGAAGCAGAUGGCCAAGUUUGUGGUCUCGCUCGGCGAGCAGGUUGCGCCUGCAGACAUCGAGGAGGGGAUGCGCGUGGGCGUGGACCGGACCAAGUACCAGAUCAAGAUUCCGCUGCCGCCCAAGGUGGACGCGUCUGUGACGAUGAUGGAGAUCGAGGAGAAGCCGGACGUGACGUACAAGGACGUGGGCGGGUGCAAGGAGCAGAUCAAGCAGCUUCGCGAGGUACUUGAGAUUCCGCUGCUGCAUCCGGAGCGGUUCAUCCAGCUGGGCAUCGACCCGCCGAAGGGCGUGCUGCUGUACGGGCCGCCCGGGACGGGCAAGACGCUCUCUGCGCGUGCGGUGGCGAACCGGACGGACGCGACAUUUAUCCGUGUCAUUGGAUCGGAGCUUGUGCAAAAGUACGUGGGCGAGGGUGCGCGGAUGGUGCGCGAGCUGUUCCAGAUGGCGCGUGCGCGCAAGGCGUGCGUCAUGUUCUUUGACGAGGUGGACGCGAUCGGCGGGGCGCGGCAGGAUGACCCCGGAUCGGGGACGGAGGUGCAGCGGACGAUGCUGGAGCUGAUCAACCAGCUGGACGGCUUUGACGCGCGCGGCAACAUCAAGGUGCUGAUGGCGACGAACCGGCCGGACACGCUCGACCCGGCGCUGCUGCGGCCCGGGCGGCUCGACCGCAAGAUCGAGUUUGGGCUGCCGGAUCUCGAGGGCCGGACGCACAUUCUCCGCAUCCACGCGGGACAGAUGCAGGUGGAGAAGGGCAUCCGGUUUGAGCUCAUUGCGCGGCUCUGCCCGCACGCCACGGGCGCCGACAUGCGGUCGGUCUGUACCGAGGCGGGCAUGUUUGCCAUUCGGGCGCGGCGGCGGACGGUCUCGCACCAGGACUUUAUUGACGCGGUGCAGAAGGUGAUCAAGUCGUACGCCAAGUUUUCGGCGACAUCGACGUAUCUGGUGUACAACUAAGGCUUUGUACCGUAAAAGGGUUGAAGCGGAGA
Messenger RNA from Thecamonas trahens ATCC 50062, 1375 nucleotides. RefSeq names its product 26S protease regulatory subunit 7. Lineage: Eukaryota; Apusomonadida; Apusomonadidae. Gene Ontology annotation, biological process: proteasome-mediated ubiquitin-dependent protein catabolic process. Bases 33 to 1343 code for a protein of 436 amino acids. The record is from RefSeq and is a predicted model, not a curated record. The transcript is spliced from 2 exons. Gene Ontology annotation, cellular component: proteasome regulatory particle, base subcomplex. Gene Ontology annotation, molecular function: ATP hydrolysis activity; proteasome-activating activity; ATP binding.